Molecule: messenger RNA, 870 nt
Organism: Athalia rosae (coleseed sawfly)
Lineage: Eukaryota; Metazoa; Arthropoda; Insecta; Hymenoptera; Athaliidae
Gene: SmB
Product: small nuclear ribonucleoprotein-associated protein B
Exons: 3
Coding region: 157-810 (217 amino acids)
Biological process (GO): mRNA splicing, via spliceosome
Cellular component (GO): U2 snRNP; U4/U6 x U5 tri-snRNP complex; U2-type prespliceosome
Molecular function (GO): RNA binding
Source: RefSeq, a predicted model, not a curated record
AAUCGAGUAUCUAAACCAACCUAAACGGUGGAAAAAGCGACUCGCAAACGUUGCGUAUUUGCCGGUAUACGUUUGGUGUUGUUAUUGUAAGAAUAACAAGCCAAAACUAACGUGACGAUAUUUUUUUACAGAGAAAAUUAAAUCAAACUUCUCAACAUGACGAUCGGAAAAAACAACAAAAUGCUGCAGCAUAUCAACUACAGGGUGAGAAUCAUUCUGCAAGAUUCUCGUACGUUCAUUGGUACAUUCAAGGCAUUCGAUAAACACAUGAAUUUGAUUCUUGGAGACUGCGAAGAAUUCAGGAGAAUAAAACCAAAAAAUACUAAACAACCUGAAAGAGAAGAAAAAAGAGUUUUAGGCUUUGUCCUUCUUAGAGGUGAAAAUAUUGUGUCUUUAACGGUCGAAGGCCCACCACCUCCUGAAGAAGGUUUACCCCGUGUACCGAUUCCUGGAGCAGCUCCUGGCCCAGGAAUGGGGCGUGCCGCUGGUCGUGGUAUGCCUGCCAAUGUCUCUGGAGUACCUGCAGGACUACAGGGACCUGUCCGUGGUGUCGGAGGUCCAUCGCAGCAGAUCAUGACCCCUGGUGGACGAGGUCAAGUGUCAGCACCACCUCAAAUGCACCCCGGAGGUCCACCCCGGAUGCCUGUCGGUGGGCCACCACCUGGCAUGAUGGGACCACCGCCUGGAAUGAUGGGAAUGCCUCCUGGGAUGCCUCCAAUGGGUCGUGGUGGUCCACCUAUGGGUCCUCCCGGAAUGCGAGGUCCACCUCCUGGUAUGAUGCGAGGUGGCCCACCUCCGCGUCCUUACUAAUACUGUCAUAAUAUUUGGAAAAAUACAAUGAUGACCAAUAAACUAGCUCAUAACUUUCUA